Nothoprocta perdicaria is the source of this 1723-nucleotide messenger RNA. RefSeq names its product coiled-coil domain containing 83 (gene CCDC83). Bases 21 to 1259 code for a protein of 412 amino acids. The record is from RefSeq and is a predicted model, not a curated record. Lineage: Eukaryota; Metazoa; Chordata; Aves; Tinamiformes; Tinamidae. The transcript has 10 exons.
CCAGAAGUACAACAUAAAGUAUGGAAGAGCAGAAGAAAGAGGAGAAAACAGAAGAGGAUCUCACAGAACCUUUCUUUGAAGCCUUGCUAGAAUAUCAGAUUCAUUUAAAAGAAGAAAAAAUUGAUCAGAUUUUGCUUGAUCUGAAACAAGUGGAAGAAAAGAACAAAGAAUACCAAGAAAAAAAUGACCAUGUGAAGGACGAACAGCAGGCACGCAUCCGGCGUAUCCUGAGAAAGCUGGAAGAGGAGGAGAAAGAGCAAGACCAAAAGGACAUUGUAACUAGGGAUGACGUUGAAGAGUCACUGAAAGCAAAGUGGCAGUAUGUUAAGGACCAGGAACAACUUCUGAAAGAUCUGUACUUCCAGAUAGAAGAAACAGACCAAAAACUUCUACUAAAGCGGGCUGAGAGGGAUUACUGGUUGGAGUACAAAAAUGUAGGAAGCAAAACACAGGCCAACAAGAUUAAGAAUCUGGAAAAAGACAUCAAGGAAGUUAAAGAUGACCUUUGCAGGGCUACAGAAUAUUAUGCAAAUGCCUUGAAAAUCCUGAAAGAAAAAAAUGACAACCUGAUUGAGACACAAAUGAAGAAGAGCAAAGAACAGGCCCCUGAGAACGCUGUAAAACGCAUAGACAAGAGCAGUUGCAGGGACAUCGAAGAAAACGAAUGGCUAAAAGAAGAGAUAAAAAUUUACCGAAAGGAGAUAAGUGAUCUGAAAGCCUCUAUUUACCUCUUGGAAGAAGAAAAUAUAGAUCUAGUGAUGCAAUUGCUUGAUCUCAGACUUCAGCAUCUGAGAGUACCCAGGCAUUUGUUUCUUACCCAGGCAGCUGGCUUSCAAAAUGAGUUACCUAAGGAUGGAAUGAAAGGAUUAGAGCAUGGAGAACAAGAAGCAGAGACAGAUGGAGAUGAGAGUCCUARAGAUGCCUUAGUCCSCCACCAAAAUGAAAAAGCUUUUUCMAAGUUUACUUCUGAAACAGAGAAUGAGAAGCCUCAAGAGAGCUAUGAGGAACUGUGGGAAGAUUCAUUUGYUCCAACUCUUGGUAGCUUGUUGUAUGAAGACGAAAAAGAUUUCCAGGAAUACUUAAAAUUGGGUCCUCUGGAGAGAAAACUGAUGUGUGUGGUGGGAAGAGCCAUGCCUGUUCAUGAGGAGUCACAAGAGAUGCCAGGCAAGAGCCACUUUGAAGAUGGCUUCAUGAGCAAACCAGGCAAGAACAUCACAGCUCAGAUGAUCAGAUCCUUAUCUAAGGAGAAGAUUGGUUAAAAGUUGACAACCUCUGCUGUUAACGUGGAAAUGUCACAUUCUGAGUUCAUUAAAUAUUUGCUCUGUUCUUACAGGAGCGUGUGGCACUGUGCUUUGUGGAAACUCUUCUUAAGUGUCCAAAACGUAAUGGUUCACUGUGCAUUAAACAGUCAGUUAGGGAGAUGUCUGUGCCCUGAUGGCUCAUUGAAAGGCUGCCUUCCUUAGCAGUGUGAGCCUCAGUGGUGACUCKCACACAGUCCUUGGGAUUCUCAAUCCGAGCAGAUUCAUAUGUAACUAAUAAAGAAUCCAAGUUAAUAUUUGGCUGUGUGGUUCCUGUUUGCAGGCUGUCAUAUGUGGAAUAACAUCUUGAUCAGACAGUGAGCAGAUAAAUGCAGGCUGCCAUAAAAUGCAGAACUUACUACCUUGCCAAGGCAAAAUCUUGUUUAUGCCUGAUUACUACUGAUAGAAAUUAGUUAAUGCAUUUU